ACAUUCCUUGGUCUUAUCUUGUCCCCUGUUGAUUCUGAAUUUACAUGUAGAUCCCUUCGUAUCAUCUUCCACAAUCAUCUCUUUCUACCCUUUUUGCGACUUGCGGGUCUUGGUUUUCGACGAAUUUCACGAGCAACGAGAGCUCGACAUCGUGGAGGGAAAUGGAGGAUUUCAAGCAUUACAGACCUCUUUCAUCACAAACUCUCAUACACCGCGAGAAAAGGUACCAUAUUUUCCUGAGCUUCAGAGGUGCCGAUGUCAGAAAAACCUUGGUCGAUCAUCUCUACCAAUCUCUCUCAACUGCAGGACUUAAUGUGUUCUUAGACAGUGAACGAUUGGAAAAGGGCGACAGCAUUGGAAUCAGUCUUCAGCGUGCCAUUCAGAGCUCUGCAAUCCACAUACCCAUAUUUUCUGCUCACUAUGCCCUUUCGCCAUGGUGUCUCAAGGAGCUCUCGCUUAUGUGGGAUUUCAAGUCAAUAUCUACAGGCACAACAAUUAUCCCCUUGUUUUAUAAUGUGGAGCCAUCGGAUGUGAGAUACCCUGAUAAGAAAGGUGGUCCAUAUGCUGAGGCUUUCCAUAAACAUUACACUCAAGGCAGACAUGAACACCAUGAGAUCACUGCGUGGAAAGCGGCGCUCUUCCAAGUCUCUUCUCUCUCUGGUUGGUCUCUCACUGAAACGGCUUUGGGGUACGAAGGGAGGCUUGUGAAGCAGGUGGUUACAGACGUUCUCAAGACAUUGAACGUUACUGUUCUAGAUGUGGCAAAACGCCCUGUGGGACUCAAAGCUCGUACGGAGGAGGUGAUAAAGUUGCUCAAAAUAGAUGACAGUAGAGCUGAUCGGUUGAUUGUUGGUAUUUGGGGAAUGGGGGGCCUAGGAAAAUCGACGUUAGCAAAGGCCAUUUAUAACGAGAUCCAUCACCUGUUCGAAGCUUCCUCUUUUGCAUCUGAAGUUCGAGCCACUGCAGGGGAGUCGACAAAGGGCCUUAGAAAAUUGCAGCAGCAUGUCCUCCAGGAUUUGAUGAAAGCUGAGAUGAAGUUGAAGAGCGCAGAUCAAGGCAAAAUGGUAAUGAGGAACUGUCUGGCAUCCAUUAGGGCACUCGUCAUUCUAGAUGAUGUCAGCGACGAGAAACAGGUUGAUGCUCUGGUGGGGGAUUGGUAUGGACAAGGUAGCAGAAUCAUUAUUACAAGUCGAGAUAAAAGUAUCUUGGAGGCUGGACAAGUAGAUGCUAUUUACCAUAUGAAUGGCCUGGAUAUAGAAGAGAGCACACAGUUGUUCAGCUGGCAUGCCUUUCUCAGAGCCUGCCCUGACAAGGGCUAUAAAGAUAUGACAGAGAGAAUCGUAAAAGCUUGUAGGGGUCUCCCUCUGUCCUUGGAAAUUAUAGGCGCGCAUCUAUAUGGUAAAAGGAACAUUAGAUAUUGGAGUGACGCCUUGACCAAAAUUGAAAAUGUUGAGUACGAAAAAAUUUAUCAGACCCUGAAAAUCAGUUAUGAUGCGCUUCCUGUGCAAGAGAAGCGGAUUUUCUUAGACAUUGCCUGCUUUUUUAUCACACUCAAGCUCCAGGAUGGCAUCUUCUCAAGCAAGCGGGCUUACAACAUGGAUUUCUAUAUUAAAUUUUGGGGUGUUCUAGGGUGCAGGGCUGUGUACACCAGUCUUCAAAAUCUUGAAGGGAAGUCACUCAUAGUAAUACAGGAGCAUAAAUACAAUGAAUCUGAAGACGAAGAUCAAAAUGAUGAACUUGGUCCCUAUUUUUGUGAAUUCAGCAUGCAUAAUCAAAUAAGAGACUUGGGCAGAAGAAUGGUUGAAGAGGAAUCAUGGGACGAUCCAGCUCAACGUAGUAGAGUAUGGCGUGAGGAGGAUAUAUUCAAUGUCUUGGCUCGCAAAGAGGAAAUGUCAAGUGUUAGAGGGGUCAUGUGGAAAAGAUACUUGGAGCUUCAGGGCAUAGAUUCUCUGCAAGCCAUGCAUAAUUUGGAAUUCAUGCUUUGGUGGGAUUUACAUCUGAGAACUCAAAUAACAAUAUUUCCUCUGAAUCUGCGAUACCUUGUCCUUUCCAAUUGUCAAUUGGAAGAAUGCGAACCAUGUCUGGAGAUGCCUGAAACAGAGAGUGAUAGUGACAGUAACGGAUCAUCUUUAUUUUCUACUGUUUUGCCUAAAUCUAUAGCCCAACUCAAACUUCUACGCUACCUUGAUCUGAGUCGCACUAAACAGUCUUGUCUCCCAAAAGAAUUUGGAGAGCUCCUCUACUUGGAAGAGCUAUAUUUGUUUUCCUGCUGUUUAGAAGCUUUACCUCAAACUUUUGGAAAUCUGGUCAACCUAAAUACCCUUGACAUUAGCAACAAUUUGUUGUCAAAAAUUCCAUCAAGUUUCAAAUAUCUGAAAUCUUUAGCGUAUCUUAAGGCAGCCAGAAAUAGUGAACUUGUAGAACUGCUCUGUCUCCCCAGAGGUAUUAUUAAUCUCAACGUUAAACAAUGUUUAAAACUGGAAAAGUUCUCCAUAAUGUCUUCUAUGCCAAAGUUGGAUGCUCUUGAUCUCUCUCACUGCCACAGUCUUGCUCAAAUAUCAUCAUUAGAUUUAGCAGAAUCUUUAAAAAGACUCAAACUAGAUGGAUGUAAGAAACUUGUGGACUUGACUGAUCUUCCAGAAGGUCUCAUUUGUUUAGACAUCUCUGGUUGUUCACAACUGCAGAAAUUCUCUAGUGUGACUCAAGUCAAAAGGUUGAAUGUUAUGAUUUUUGAGGAAAACCCUGGUAUUUGUAAAUCCAUGGAACCCUGUGACUAUGAUUGUCUGCCAAGCCCAAGACCACAUAUUGAGCAUUUUCUUGCUCCCAAGAUCAAAUCGCUGCAAAGGCUAUGCAUGGCAGACUGUGACAGCUUUGAUAUAAAUAUUUAUCAUUUACUUAAGGAACUUCCUUAUUUAGAGCAACUGGAGGUUUCGGGAUCCCCUGCAGAUGAAUUACCCACAGAAAUGUAUCCCCUGGUAGGUGGGCUAAGCGUUCCAGUGCAAAGGGAAACAAGAUGUGAAGCCAUCUUAUUUUGCUUUGUUCUAUGCAGCAAAGAGAAUGUCCGUGUGCCAGAGAUGCGCGUGGAAACGACCAUGUUGACAGCAGAUACUAACUGUUCACCUUUUAAAAAUUUUAAACUUCCAUCAUAUUCCGUCGCAAACGACAAAGAGAAAAAUAUCCUUCGAAUAUGUGUUUAUAAAGGGGCAACUAGAUUCAAGUUUGUUACAGGAGAUGUUAUCAGCUGCUCAUUUACAGUACCAGAACAAUUUGCACAGCAGGGGAGUUUAGUAAGGCAUAUUGAACUUCUCUAUCUGGAAGGAGAGAAAGAAGAUAUGAAUUCUCAGAAUGCUACCCGAUUUUUGCAUCAGUGGAAAUUGAAUGUAUCUUAGAAAUUCUUGCAGAGAUUAAGUCGUGAGGUAAAAUGCCAGCAGCCACAUUCAGCUAACAGCACUAUUUCCUGUAUCAUCUGCUUCUCUUCUAGAUUGUAUGAAGUGAACCGUACUUCUAUUAAGAUAUUGUAGGUAGUGAGUAAAGGGGAAGUUAUAGUUCAUUUGGAUCAAUUAGGACGAUUAGGAUUUGAAUCUAGGACUUUCUAUUUCUUAUUGGAGUACUCUACCAAUUAAAUUAUUAGUCCUUCUUGGUCAGCUCAUCAUCAGUUCAAAUGUCAAUUUUUUUCUAACACCAUCCUUUAAACCAUACUAUAAGUGUGUAAUGAUGAUACCACAUGUCAAGCUACAGUUCAUUUAGAUCAACUAAAACUCUAACCUAGCACCUUCCAUUUACUGUUGAAACGCUCUACCAACUGAAAUACUGACCCCUCUUAACCAGCACAUUGUCUGGAUGUGACUUGUUGGAGGAAAAAUGAAUAUUGCUUACAUUCCAACAUAAAAAUGAAUAUUGCUUACACUCUGCAUCAUGAGCAGGCAUGAUAUUUGACGGUCACCCUGCUUGUCAAACAAAAACUUCAUGGCAGCCAGAGAUUUGAAUUGACUAUAAAUUUAUUAUUUUCACUAAAUUAUUAGAUUGUCAAAGAUGAUUAGGAGUAAAAUUAGUAGAUUCGUUUGUUACAUCAAGGAAACAAACAGGAGGACAGGGAACAGAAUUUUGUGUUUUGAAUGGGAUAUUGCAAAGCUACAUUGAUUGUGGAUUGUAUAAGCUCUU
Cryptomeria japonica (Japanese cedar) is the source of this 4161-nucleotide messenger RNA. RefSeq names its product disease resistance protein RUN1. Gene Ontology annotation, molecular function: ADP binding; protein binding. The transcript is spliced from 5 exons. Gene Ontology annotation, biological process: signal transduction; defense response. The record is from RefSeq and is a predicted model, not a curated record. Lineage: Eukaryota; Viridiplantae; Streptophyta; Pinopsida; Cupressales; Cupressaceae. Bases 162 to 3389 code for a protein of 1075 amino acids.